Molecule: messenger RNA, 1311 nt
Organism: Dufourea novaeangliae
Lineage: Eukaryota; Metazoa; Arthropoda; Insecta; Hymenoptera; Halictidae
Gene: HGTX
Product: homeobox protein Nkx-6.1-like
Exons: 4
Coding region: 1-1311 (436 amino acids)
Biological process (GO): regulation of transcription by RNA polymerase II; cell differentiation
Cellular component (GO): nucleus
Molecular function (GO): DNA-binding transcription factor activity, RNA polymerase II-specific; RNA polymerase II cis-regulatory region sequence-specific DNA binding
Source: RefSeq, a predicted model, not a curated record
AUGGUGUGUUCCUUGACCAACAACAACAACAAUAAUAAUAACAACAACAAGAAGGCCUGCAACGAGACCACCGGUGAACACUGCUCGGACCUGCAUACGCGAUCCAGAAGUCCAGACCCGCAGCCACAGAACAUGUCGUCGCUGAGCGACGCUCACAGACGGAACAGCCAUUUGGAGGGCGACAGGAGCUCGUCGGCUGGCUCCUCGUUGGGCUCGUGUUCGCCACCGCCGGCUACGAGCCACUCGCCACCGCCGCCGAGGCCUCCGUGGCUUCACGAUUUUCACGCGGCCGCUGCUCCCCACGUUCUCCAGUUUUUGAAUUUGAGCGCCGCCGGUGGUAGCAUGCUCGCCAGUCAACCACUCGCGGCUCUUCACUCGAUGGCCGAGAGGAGUCAUCAUCAGCAACACCACCACCACCAGCACCAACAGCAUCACCACCAACAGCAACAGCAACAGCAACAGCAACAGCAACAGCAACAGCAACAACAACAACAGCCCCAUCAUCAGCAGCAACAACAACCGGGGAUUCAGUUGCCCAGGAUCAGCGUACCUUUGUCCACGAUCACGCAGGGACAGUCCUCGCCUACCGGAAGCGGAAAGCACAGUCCGGCCACGUCGAUCACCUCCGUCGGGAGCAAUCCGCACGGGAUCGACUCGAUACUCUCGAGACCGGCGGCCACGCAUCCUCAGGCACCGGUCUCGGCGACUCACGCAGCCCUUCAACCGUCGCCGCAUUCCCAGCACAUGACGACGCCUAGAUACGCGAUGCACGCGGGAUUUACCGCAUCCUCUGGUAUCGGACAAUUUCAACAAAGAACGGAGCCACGGCAUCCCGCUGUCUAUUGGCCAGGUCUUCAGGGAUUAGUCAGUGAUCCCCUGGCAUGGCGGGCAAGACUACACACACUGUCGCAACAGCUGGGUUGUCAGCAAACGAUGACAGGCUCGACCGGGACCGGGGAACACGAGGGUGGCAAGAAGAAACACACGAGGCCGACGUUCAGUGGCCAGCAAAUCUUCGCCCUCGAGAAAACGUUCGAGCAAACGAAAUACCUUGCGGGACCGGAGCGAGCUAAAUUGGCGUACGCCCUCGGAAUGUCGGAGUCGCAAGUUAAGGUGUGGUUCCAAAACAGGAGAACAAAAUGGCGGAAAAAGCACGCGGCCGAGAUGGCGACGGCGAAGAGGAGACAAGAGGAGGUGGAGGGCGUCGUCGGGGAAGGUGAGGACGGGUGCAGCGACACGGAGGGUGAUGGGAACAGUGAGACUGCCGCGAAGAGGCUCAGAAGGGAGCUCGAGCAACAGUACAGGCAUUAA